Messenger RNA from Cydia amplana, 408 nucleotides. RefSeq names its product acylphosphatase-2-like. The coding region runs from base 42 to 407 and encodes 121 amino acids. Lineage: Eukaryota; Metazoa; Arthropoda; Insecta; Lepidoptera; Tortricidae. The transcript has 4 exons. Gene Ontology annotation, molecular function: acylphosphatase activity. The record is from RefSeq and is a predicted model, not a curated record.
AUUAAAGGCCCCACUGAAACUGUUCUGAAUCUGGCUAUUUAAUGUAUCUUCGUGUGUUGCUUUUAACGAGUGCUGUGAGCCUUUUGAGAUCUCAUAGCACUACUGCAGCUGCGACCAUGGCCCUCAAGGCGUCGGAUUUCGAAGUUUUUGGCCGGGUUCAAGGAGUGUUUUUCCGAAAGUACACAAAAGAGCAAGCAGACAAACUGGGGCUCCGAGGCUGGUGCAAGAAUACUUCCCAAGGAACGGUGCUCGGGCACAUGCAGGGACCUCCAGAUAAAGUUGAAUCUAUGAUGCACUGGCUGAAAACUGUCGGCAGCCCAAGCAGCCAAAUAGAUAAAGCGGAGUUCAGGAACCCACAGGACAUUGACCAAUACACGUUCGACAACUUCACCAUCAAAAAGGACUGAA